UAUACCUAUACAGUGAUGCAUCGUGCUUCAAUAAAUGUGUCUUUCUUGGAUUAAAAUUAAAAUCUACAAAACAAUAAUGUAAUUAGUACCUAUAUUAUACUAUUGUAUAAAUUAAAAUAUAAAAUGCGAUUUGUAACCGCACCACACUCGUGUUGAUAACGCGUCAAAUAAAAUGUCUAAUGUAUUAUCGUUUAUGUACACAUACUCUAUCUGAUAUUAAUAUUUUUUUAUUGUGAUAUUUUGUAUUGCUAAGCAACUGUAUAUAAUAGGUAUAGUAAUUUAUGUACGAACAUCGCUAUACCUCUAAUAUAUUUUAUGAAUAUGUCAUAAUGCGUCGUGUACUGCAGUACUAUAUCUGUAUGUAGACGUAUACACUAUACUCAUAUUAUUAAUUUUAAGUUUGCGGGUCUUGACUUCCUAUAGUAUAAUUCAUUUUACUAAACCAAAAGUGUUUUAAUCAUGUCUGAAUCGUCGAAUUUGAAAAAGUCUUUUCAGUCGAUACCUCCAACAAAUUAUUCCUCUACAAUAGAAAUUGAACAAUUAAGCAUACAUAGUAAGAAAAUCCUAUCAUUAUCUGAGGAAACAAUCGAUUCCAAAUCGGCCGAUCAAAAGUUACAGAAAAAAAUAACAGACGUUUUCAAAAAUAACGAAACGAUCGGUGACUGUGAAUCGGUCGCGAAAAAGCACGUUCGGCAUGAAUAUCCGUUAACAAAAUGGUCGAAACGCAAGAGAACAGCAAAGAUUCGUACGGAACGUGAUAGAAAAUUUGAAAAUAUUAAAAGGUUUAAUGAGACAAUCACACGUGGCGCCGAAACCAUCAAAAAUCCCACGGGUAAAACACACAUCGACGAAUUACAUAAACUUAAAAAAUUAAACAACGACCAAUUAUACCACGACAAAAGCUCUAUUUAGUAUGCUUCUAUACUUGUUCAAUAUAUUUAAUAUACAUAUUCGUGAUUUCUAUAUUUAUUCACAAUAUUUGCUUUCGUAGUGAUGAUAAUAUACAAAGUACAUCUCUUAAUACCAGAAUAGAAGCGCUUGAAUUGAAUUUAAAAAAAAUCCAAGACGAGUUGAUAAUGGAAAAAAAUCGACUUGGUGGCGAUACAUUAGAACGUUUGAGUAUAGUUAAAGAUCAUAUUAAUAACGAGUCUGAAGAAAAAGCUAUUGAUACGUCUAUCGAUACAAACGAUGAGUUGGCCUCAAAAUAUCGUUCAUAUCCAAUGAAAUCUGCGUUAGAAUGUAUAAAUGACGAUACGAAAAAUGUGGAUGACUGUUCUAUGAACGAGCAUGUUUUUGAGACGGUUUCAAAUGUGGAAACUAGAUUAACAUUCAGCCCUAGUGUUGUCGAAUUUAGAGUGAUGAAAAGGUACUCAAACGAUAUAAUGGAAAAUGGAAUUUUGGAACAACAGAUAAAAGUUACUAACCGUAGUAAAAGUACCAUACUGUGUCUCUAUAGCCAUUUGUUUGAUCCGAACUCGGUGAUCGAAGAUGACAUGAAUACCAUAAAAGUAAUUCCAAUCACUUGGUGUCGUCUACAGCCCGCCAAAACGGUAGUUUAUUCGGUGACAUUUAAACCGACAGUAUUGCCCGAUUUCAAAACCUAUCUGAGUUUAUAUGGAAUAAAGCUAGUUUUUGAAACUGUGACAAACAAUCGACCGGAUUUAAAAUACGUGUUGAAUGUUCCAGUAAAGUUUUGCAUGAUUAAACCGGAACCGGAACUGGUUACCAAGACGAUAACUUUCCCAGCUGUACCCAACUCAUGUGAAAAUUAUAACUCUAAACAAUAUUUAAUCAUGAAAAAUAACGGCCAUGCCGAUUGUGUUUUUAGCGUGAUUACGGGGACGGAGUAUCAGAAAAAACAAAACUCCAGUUACUCAUCAAAUGAUGACUUAAAUGAAGAAGAAACGGUCGAUAAUGGCAUAAACCCCAGAACUAUUAUCGAUUAUAUUAUUCAUAGGAUGUUCAAUUACUUUAUGUGGAAAUAUCAUGUUAACGUGCUAUUACCAGCGAAAAAAUCCGUAAAAGUUCCAGUUAUAUUUAACCGAAAUUUGGCCCAUUCGUCCAUCACUGAAUGUUACACAAUAGAAUUUAAUAACUCUGAGUAUACGAUUCCGAAUCAGAGGGUAAAAGUUAUUGGACUGGUCAUGGAUCAACAAAUUCUCGUAGAUCCCGGUGUGAUCGACGCUGGGCUGUGCUAUUUAACAUGUUCCGAACAAACGGUCAGCUUCCAAUUGAGCAACACCAGCAGAGUGGUAGUGCCGUACGAAAUUAAACUUCCGCGAGAACUGUUCAAACACGCGGAGCUUAGCAAUUCGAAAGGAUAUCUCAGAGCUGGGUCUUCGCUGAAAGUUUUCAUUCGGCUGCGUUUUAAGUACGAAAUCUUACUCCCGGACGAAUGCAACACGUAUCUUGACGUAAAAAGUGGUGUUCUGAAUUUUCCGGUUCGAGUUUAUCCGUCGAACUGUAAAAAAUUUCACGAGGUACGCGUCUUGGCGGUGGUAACUACACCGUUCGGUCUGAAACUAACACCUGACACUUUGGAUUUCGGUACGGUCAACACGACGGAAACUGUCGUUCGGAGUGUCAUGUUGACCAAUCAUUCGAGAACUAAGAUGGAAUACGGUUUCUUGAAACUACCAGAAAGAGUUUCCGUUCAUCCAAAUGCAUUUGGCACUAUAUUUUCUGGCGAGCAAAUUCGUCUGCACUUGCAUUACAGCCCCAGUGCCAGUGACUUACCGCAAAACGUCCAUACGCACGAUGACGAUUUCGUAUUGACAUGCAAUACAGUUACUGGUGUCAACGCAGAAAUAUGUCCAUUUCAAAACGACGCAACCGCACAAAUUUAUGAAACAAUUAAUGAAACAAUAGAUGAACAAAUAUCAAAUACAGAUAUUAUAAACCAAGAGCCAGUAGUCAAUGAAAACGAGAUAAAAGAGUUAAACCAUGGACCAGAUAAGAUUCCCAUAUUGAUAGUAAAAGAUGAGGUUGAAGUAUGUUCAUUCGAUGACAAAAAUGCUAUAGUAAAAGAGGCUACUUUAAAAUGCCAUGCGAAAAUUCAUGAUGUACCUGUAGAACUUUCCGUCCAAAAAAUUAUAUUUGGAAAAACACAUUUCAUGUCUUAUUCGGUUUUUAAAAUUGAUCUGAGAGCAUCGAAUUUGGCAUCUAUAACUGAACGUAACAUUAAUUCAUUUCCGGAUUUCAAAAUUAGAUUUGAAUUUAUCUCUAAUGAUUCUACAGUAGAAUUUAAGCCAAAGAACGGAAUACUACAUUCAAAAGAAAUCAUUACUAUUAGUGUGGUAUUUCGACCAAAGCUUGAUGAUGAGGUCCAAACUGUUUACGAAGAGUGCCUCAACUCUGAUGUAAUAAAAUUCAAGGUCGAUCAAAUUUUGAGUGAUAAAAAUUCUUUCAUUAAUCAAGUUUACGGAAAUAAACCACUUUUCCAUGAGCAACUCAAAAUAUUUGAAACCAACAAAGCAUUUUAUUCAUUGAUGUUUGAUACAACAAAAAUCAUUUCUGCUGCAUGUUUUGUACAAUUCAUAAAUCAAAAGUCAAAAGAAUAUUUUGGAUUCUGUACGGAAUCAUUGAAGCUAAGUCUCGUGUGUUCGACAACAAAACCGAACAUUAUCUUGUUUAGCGAUCGAAUAGAUUUUGGCGAACGGACCAUGAACGUUCGUCACGACGGAUGGCUGUUUGUAUGGAACCCAACAACGCGUCCGGUACCGUUGAAAGUUUCAUUGCCAAGCCCUGUCGGACCUUUUUUCUGCGCAUUCGCUCUGAACGGUGAACAGUUAUUACAUCCCAACCAUACGUUGCCGAUCAACAUAACAUUUAUACCAGAACACGAGGCAACGGUAAACGAAAUGUUGGAGGUGAAUUCUGAAACGAUGCGGCUACACGUCAUGGUGUCAGGUAGCGGUGUCGCACCUUCGUGUACAAUUACACCUGAUGACACGUUCAACGUCAUACAAACUAUACACAAACACGGGCAUAAAACGCUUAUUUUCCGAAUAACGAACACUAGUGGAACGAACAUCCGGUUCAACGUGCAAAUGGAAUGGACGAGGGAGCGGUCGGAACCCAUGACCAACGACGAGGUGUACGAUUUCGUGGAAAGGCUCGGAGUGGCAGAGCGGGCAGAUCUAGAGCAGCGUGUAGCGAUGGCAUCGCAGUUGGAAGGAGAGGAAUGGACCGUAGGACCCGAGAAAACUGAAGAAUGUGCAUUUGACCUAGGAAACGGUGGUAGGCCACUGUGGUUUCGUUUGGACCCGAAAGGAUCACGUUACGUUCAGGUAACCUUAACACUUCCUCGGCGAAACCGACCACCGAAUGAAGACGAGGACGGCGGCAGCGGCGGAAGUAGCAGCGACGACGAUGAAGAGUCGUUAGAGUCACCUUUCGGGAGCAUUGAAGAAGUGUCGAGGUCUCCGGAUGGAACCGAAGAAGAAGCGUUAAAAUCCCCUGACGGGGGUUUUGGGACGAAGUCGGCCGAACAGAGUCGAGAUUAUGUUCAGAACGAUGACGGUCGAACAGCCACCGCCUUGCCGAUUGUCACCAAGCGUCGCGCUCACGCAGCAAAGUUCAACGUGCACGUGGGACAUUCGGUGCUCCGACAGUUCUACGUGUUCGGUUUUGUAGACGUGGAUAUUACUAAUUCUUAGAGUCUGUUGCGAUUAUUGUUACUGUUUUUAAUGGUGUCGUACAAUAUUAUAAUUUAUAAUAUUCUUACAAGAUGAAUUGUGUAUAUCGAGCGUAUUAUAAUAUAUUGUUAUCGAGUACAUCAGUAAUAUGGCCUAAUAACCUAAAUAGGAACUAAUUAGGAAAAACUCAUAAAUUAUUAAUAUGUUUAAUACAUUAACACUUGUAUUAAUAUUAGAUGGGAGUAAAAAAGUACAAUUAUACAGGUAGGUACUUAUUUGAUUGAUCACGGUGUUGCAUGGUCAUCAAUAUCAAAUCAUAAUUUUCAUUAUUAAAAAAAACAACAAGUUUAUCACCUCAUUCUAAUAAAAAUGUUGAUCAUAUAAACAAUUAAUAUAAUAACAAAACCGUAAACAUUUUUAAAUUAAUUACUGUUAUUGCAAAACAUUUGUUAAACAU
Molecule: messenger RNA, 5094 nt
Organism: Aphis gossypii (cotton aphid)
Lineage: Eukaryota; Metazoa; Arthropoda; Insecta; Hemiptera; Aphididae
Exons: 19
Coding region: 1077-4658 (1193 amino acids)
Source: RefSeq, a predicted model, not a curated record